Messenger RNA from Schistocerca americana (American grasshopper), 339 nucleotides. Its product is annotated as DNA-directed RNA polymerase II subunit Rpb4-like. Gene Ontology annotation, biological process: positive regulation of translational initiation; nuclear-transcribed mRNA catabolic process, deadenylation-dependent decay; transcription initiation at RNA polymerase II promoter. The record is from RefSeq and is a predicted model, not a curated record. Bases 1 to 339 code for a protein of 112 amino acids. NCBI's taxonomy places the organism in Eukaryota, Metazoa, Arthropoda, Insecta, Orthoptera, Acrididae. Gene Ontology annotation, molecular function: translation initiation factor binding; nucleotide binding. The transcript has a single exon. Gene Ontology annotation, cellular component: P-body; RNA polymerase II, core complex.
AUGGCUAGUCCUGCUCUAAGAGAUAUGGUAGAAGAAGAUACGGCAGCGUUAGUAUUCUCAAGAGUUCGAGAAGGCAAAAAUGCUGUUGAUCAGCGAGGUGCACAUGCCGCUAGAGCACCAGAAAGUGCUGAGGAGGAGCAGGAAUUCUCAGAGGUGUUCGUCAAGACACUGAGCUACACCAAUCGCUUCCGAAAGUUCAAGAACAAAGACACAACUGCCACAGUACGUAAUCUGCUGGCACAAAAGAAGCUGCUCAAGUUUGAACUGGCUUCGUUGGCGAACUUGCGUCCGGAGAACCCCGAAGAAGCAAAGUCGCUGAUUACGAGCUUGGAAGGGUGA